Messenger RNA from Ilex paraguariensis (yerba mate), 1145 nucleotides. The record is from the annotation of a GenBank genome assembly. NCBI's taxonomy places the organism in Eukaryota, Viridiplantae, Streptophyta, Magnoliopsida, Aquifoliales, Aquifoliaceae.
AUGGAGAUUUUUUUCGAACUCCUCAUCAUUGUUGGUCUCUCUGUUCUGGUUUCUUUCAUUCUCGCCGAGCUUCUUUCAAUGGCGUCGGCUUGCCACGUUGUUGAGGAAGAUGUUGUGAUGACAUCAUGUAAGGAUGAGAUCCAAAGAAAACACGACAAAAAUUCUGUGCUUCGUGAUUUUGAGAGCGAGAGAAAAGUUCGAUGUUUUGAAGACUCGAUAAAAGUUAACGCGUGUGAAGCUGAAGAGUUUAUGAUCGAAAAAAUAGAAAAUAGAGGUAGCGAAUUGUCAGUGAUGAGUUAUAAUAGCGUGAUUCGCGAUAAUAAAGAGGUUUCUAGAGUCAUUGAAGUUGUUCUGUUGGAAAACAAGUCCACGGAAGUAAAAUAUGGUAAACUUGAUUCAGAAGAGUUGAAGGAAGAAAACGUCAGUGUCGUCGGGGAUGACGUAGAAGAGAACGUAGCUGGUGAAAGUUCCAAGACGGUGACGAUUCGUGAAAUUGCUAUAGAAUCGGAGAAUAUGGUUGAAGAAAGUCUUCAGAGCUCGAAUUUUCAUGAUAUUGAGAUUGACUUAAUUAAGGAUAAUGGGGGAAGUCAUAGUCAUGGAGCAAGCUGUUAUGCUGAUGAUGAUAAUGAUGAUGAGGAAGAGGGGUUGUUUGAUGAUUGGGAGGGGAUAGAGAGAAGUGAGUUGGAAAAGCGUUUUGGUACUGCGGUAGUGUUUGUGGGUUCUAAGAGCAAUGCUGCUCGUGUUUUGGGUCUUGGGAGUGAUGUGAACUUGCGGUUAUAUGGACUUCAUAAGAUCGCCAUUGAAGGGCCUUGUCUUAUGCCGCAACCGAUGGCAUUGCAGGUUUCUGCUCGUGCAAAAUGGCAUGCUUGGCAAAGGCUAGAGAACAUGAGCAGAGAUGUGGCCAUGGAACAAUAUAUUGCCCUUCUUUCAAGGAGCAUUCCUGGGUGGAUGGGAGAUGAUCUGAACAACCUGGUAUUCAAAGUGAGAGAAAGUCAGAAGAAUUGAAGCCUCGUGUUGAAGAAUGUGGUGCAAUAGGGGUUGAAGCUCCAACUGUAUAGACAAAGUAUAUAUUCGUAUUGAUGUUGUUCCAAUUUUUUUAUACACUUAUUAUCUUUGUUGGAGGUAAUCCAUAUUUGAAUAACUUU